This is a messenger RNA of Hyalella azteca, 392 nucleotides long. RefSeq lists its product as uncharacterized. The coding region runs from base 57 to 392 and encodes 111 amino acids. The transcript is spliced from 4 exons. NCBI's taxonomy places the organism in Eukaryota, Metazoa, Arthropoda, Malacostraca, Amphipoda, Hyalellidae. The record is from RefSeq and is a predicted model, not a curated record.
UAGAGCGUUACGCAACUGUUCAACAAGGCGGGGGCGACAGACUGCGAUUCAGUGACAUGGACGAGAUCAUCACCUCGCUGGGUGUGGGUCCAGCAACAUACCUGUUAUUCGCAGUCGCGUCCUUGGGACCAAUGUCGGAGGUGGGCAAUCUUCUUGGAUCGCAGUUCAUCGCUCCGCCAGUUCAGUUUACUUGUCUCGACCUCCAUCAAUCGGACGUCAUUGUAACCAACACUUCGGAGUGCGUCGUGGCGUCGGCGGGAGGAGAGUCAAACGAAACACGGAGCUGCACACUCUAUAAAUUUUCGCAUGAAAUUUAUCACUUCACCCUGACAGAAGAGGCAAGUAAUUUCAUGGCCUUCAGUGGAAUAUCAGAAAUUAAACAUUAUAAAUAG